UCUGGCUGCAAUCAUGUACAUUGAUCACAAUGUGUUUUCUGCACAAGAUUCCAUGCCAGCGUAACGCAGUCAGCAACAGGACACUGAGCGAAUAAGCGGGCAGUGCAACGAUGACGAUGAAGACGAUCGAGAACAAGACGAGCAAGCUGUUGCGGAUCAACCUGAACGAGGAGGAUCGCCAGCCCAUCGUGUUCUCACACUGCAAGGACUGCACCAUCCAUGUCCUGUUUGAGUUCACCACGGGCCCAAACAUCACCAAAGAGUACGAAGAGUGGUGCAAGCUUCCAAAGGCCGAGAGGCCAAUGCAGCAGAUCAUCUUCGACAGCUGUGAAGGCAUGAAAGUGAACGAGCACACAUCAGUGGAUACGCUGUUUGUGUUCAACGACUGCAAAAGCUGCACGUUUGUGAGCGAAACGUGCGACCAAGCCCUGGAUUUGUAUCGCUGUGUGGAUAUGGAGUGCAAAGCCAUCCUGAUUAAACAAUUCAGGCUGCUCCAGUGUCGAAAUGUGGUGCUGGCCUGCAACAAUGAGUGCGACAUUGUCUCUCUGCACAAUGAGACGGAGCCCGCCAUCACACGCCGCUUCCAUGUUGGCCGCACGGUUGCGUCUGUUGAGAGCUACAAGAAGGCAAAAGCAGCCCUCCACCUUGAGGGCUUUAAGACGGCAGAUGACCAGCGAUACGCGUGACGCAUGCCUGCACCUUGUUCGUGUUUGUGUUCAAAUAUGUUGCUGUCGUGAUGUGAUACCCAGCAUUCAGCGUUCCUGGAGUACGUGGUGCUGGAAGUAUCGUCGCUCUCAUUUCGUUUGCACCUGCAGGCCAUGUGCGCUGGCACUUUCUGUCAGACAACCCACGCAUGCACACCCUGAUCUCACCAUCAUUACCCCCAUAAACGUUCGCGUAUUUAAUGGCUGC
Salpingoeca rosetta is the source of this 912-nucleotide messenger RNA. RefSeq lists its product as uncharacterized. NCBI's taxonomy places the organism in Eukaryota, Choanoflagellata, Craspedida, Salpingoecidae. The transcript is spliced from 4 exons. The coding region runs from base 111 to 686 and encodes 191 amino acids. The record is from RefSeq and is a predicted model, not a curated record.